Sinocyclocheilus grahami is the source of this 4406-nucleotide messenger RNA. Its product is annotated as phosphatidylinositol 3,4,5-trisphosphate 5-phosphatase 2B-like. The record is from RefSeq and is a predicted model, not a curated record. The transcript is spliced from 24 exons. Bases 1218 to 4364 code for a protein of 1048 amino acids. Gene Ontology annotation, biological process: phosphatidylinositol dephosphorylation; negative regulation of insulin-like growth factor receptor signaling pathway; regulation of immune response. Gene Ontology annotation, cellular component: cytosol. Gene Ontology annotation, molecular function: inositol-polyphosphate 5-phosphatase activity; protein binding. NCBI's taxonomy places the organism in Eukaryota, Metazoa, Chordata, Actinopteri, Cypriniformes, Cyprinidae.
ACUGUUUUUGCUGAGUAGUGAGGGAUGGUGUUAGUCAAGCAGCUGGAAACAGAAAGAGAGAAGAAAAGGAGGGUCGGAGGAGGAGAAGGACAAAACAAGCGACACAGAGAAAGGGGGAUGAUCGUAUCCAUAUGGCAGAGCUUGUGUUCUUCACUUCCUGGACAGAGAGAGGGAGAUGGACAGAGAGGCUAGAGGAAGAGAGAGAGAGCUGGGAAGCCAACAAGGAGUGAGAGAAAAACAACUGGAAGCGUAGCACAGUAACCCAGAGAGCUGUAGAGACCGAUUCAAAGCAUGUGACAAUGAUUUAGCUACAGUGUAGCUACUGUGUGGGUUUUUCUCAAGAUCCCUCGGAGGGAUAGAAAGAAAGAAUGAGUGAGACUGGAAGUUCCUAAAACGCUGCGCUCAGGAAUUCAGGUUAGUGUUUUAAUUUUUCUGCUCUCUCUUCUUCCUCUGCCAUCUGGAGUUGUGAAGCACUUCCUUAAAUUUACCAGGGGUCCAUCCGUUCUAAUUUUACAUCUACAUGCCGACCCUCAUGGUUUUCCGUCUUUGUGAAUGGAGUCCAGGUCUAGUUCUUACCCUAAGGCUGGUUGGUGAACCUCUAGCUGGAGUUAACGGUCCUUUAGUGGAGUUUGCAGACAUCAGCUGAAGUUCUCAGAGGGGUGUUGCCUUGCCCUUAUAAGGCAAAACCAACUGAGUGGAAAAGUAUUUGAAUUUGUGGUGGUACUGCUCCACUGCCUUUUCAUGUCUGCGCAGUCUGGAGCCUUGGUUCCUCUUCUUGGAUAUGUUUGCUGCCAGACAAUAAGAGCUUUUGUCAGUGGGGUGGGCAACUUUUGUAUGGAUGCUCUGUCAUCGACCUCAGUCUCACUAAUGAGCUCUCAUAAGUGGAGUCGUCGCAGAUCACGAGAGGAGGAGGCCGGUCCUGGAUCUGCCCUCAAGCCAAAUGUGCAUUCUGCCAUUAAAACGCACAUGCUCAUGGGAAGGCAAACACAAUAGACAGUGUAAACAACAAAGCUUUUGGAUGCCGUAACGCUCUCUGGAUCUGACUCUGCAUGCUCAGCUUCUGACAGAGACGGGAUGACAGGGUGGACCUCCGGUUUUGUUAUCACUGGAAAUCAACAGUAUCAAUAUGACAUCUUUCAUCAAACUUGUGUCAACCACUUUGGUUUUUGGAAAUUAGACUGUAUUAUACUCUGCUAGGACACUCUUUUGAAAGCACCAUGACAGCAGCAGCGUGGUACCAUCGGGAUAUCAGCCGCGUUCGAGCCGAAGAGCUGCUGGCCCGUGCAGGGAGAGAUGGCAGCUUCUUGGUGAGGGACAGUGAAUCUGUGCCUGGAGCCUACGCCUUGUGUCUGCUGUUCCAGCGACAUGUUCAUACAUACCGAAUCCUUCCUGAUGCAGAUGGGUUACUGGCUGUGCAGGCCACGCAGGGAGUGCAGGUGAAUUGUUUCCGUACUCUUAGUGAUUUAGUUGUGGGUUAUCUACACCCACACAAAGGUCUGGUGGCCCCAUUGCUUUACCCUGUUAUGCGUGAAUCAGAGCCCAACGAUGAGAGCUCAGAUGGAGACGAUGAGAAGCCAAGUUCAACAUUUGUCACCCCUCCACCACGUGCAAUGUCCCCUGCAGGCCAGCCCCCACCUUCCAGUUCAGCAGCUCCUCAUUUACUGCUGCAGAGGCUUCAGGAACUCAGGCCAAAUAGUGCGGGCUGUGAGAUUGUCCAAUUACUGGAUGAGUAUCUGCGUAGUAAUAUGUGUAAGGACCUGGAGAAUGUAAAAGUAGGCGCAUCAGGACUGCAACACUUUCAGUGCAUCCUCAGCCGCGCAUGUGACAGUCUGCACAGUGAGAUUGACCAGACUCUGUCCAGUUUGGAAACCUUAGCGAAGGUGUUUGAUCAUCCUAGUGGCCACCUCACCUUCUCCACAAUGCAGAAUACAGGGAAGAGCCCUGGAGAAAACAUGGAUAAUUUGCUUCACAAGCUCACUGCCCUCUGUAACCUGUUGUCAUCUCUGGAGAAGAGGGUUCUCAAAGCUUUGCAAGAAGCUGUAACCAGUCACAACUUAUCUUUGCAACCAGUCACUCCUCCUGAGUCUGUCACAGCCCCCAAAAAACAGGCCAGACCUAAUACUGUUCACAGCUUUCAGGUCAAGGUGGUCAGGUAUGGCAGGCAAACAGUGUCGGUAGACAUAGAUGCAGGAGUGCUGCUGUUUGACAAGAAGACUGGCUCAUUCGGUGUGGAGACUGUCACACACAACAGGAUCGUGCAGUUGGUGAAGAAUAGACUGUUCUGUAUGUGCGAGUGUCUAUUUUGCAUUAUUCCUCUUUCUUGUCUUAGGAGGAACCACAACUUCCAAGACAUCCUCAGACUCUUGUCUCUUGGAGAAAAGCAGCUCAGCACUUUUGACAUUAGCCUUCGUUUCAAUCAUCUCUUUUGGUGUGGAGACCUCAACUACCGCCUGGACCUGGAUGCUCUGGAUAUAUUGAAGCAUGUUUCAAAGCGAGAAUUCGAGGAGCUGAUGUGUGCAGACCAAUUGACCAAAGAGCGGCACAGAAGAAAGGCCUUUUUUAACUUUAAGGAGGAGAAGAUUUUGUUUCCACCCACCUAUCGGUAUGAACGUGGUUCUAGAGACUGUUAUCUAUGGCAGAAAUACAAGUCCAGUGGGGUGCAAGUCAAUGGGCCUUCGUGGUGUGAUAGAGUUCUGUGGAAGUCCUACCCAGAGUCUCACAUAAUCUGUACCUCAUAUGGAUGCACAGAUGACAUCUUCACCAGUGAUCACUCUCCUGUUUUUGCAACUUUUGAAGUGGGUGUGAUAUCACAGUUUCCCAGAACAGAAUUGGGUUCAGAGAGAGCCAGCAUUGAGCUGGAGGCGAUUGAGGCCAUAGUGAAAACUGCUAGCAAGGCCAAGUUUUUCAUCGAGUUCCACUCCCGCUAUCUUGAAGAGCCUCGACGUUCUGCUGAGAAUGACUCGCAGUACUGUGAGGUACCAGGAUUUCUCAAACUUGGCUGGUCUUCAAAACAGUUCCCCAAGCUCCACCCAGUGUUCUCAGAUUUAGAGCAUCUCCGGGAUCAGCACUUGUUGUUGUCUGUGAAGUCAUGUGAUGGCUUUGAGUCAUACGGCGAAUGCUGUGUGGCUCUUCGCUCGGUAACAGGGAAAUCAUCGGAUCCAUUUGAGACAUGCUUGACUCACAGAGGAGAAGAGAUGGGUUCUAUUCGAGGACAAAUCAGUGUUUAUGUACCACCAGACCGCCGAAGAAUCCGGGAAAGGGUCUAUGAGUGGCUCUGCAUGGAGAAGGAUGGGAAGGAAAUGACAAACGAUCAUUUGUCUCGCCUGUCUUCUUGUGCAUUCCCAGCCCAAGCACCAUCAUCCUCAUAUAUGGCAGCGCCAAACAGCUACACCAAUCCUGCGUACUUCAUCUUUGAGGGGGUGCCUGUGUUGCGAAGAGUUGAAGAGAUUCCCCCAUCCAGCAAAGAAUCCCAAGUAGAAUGGGCCAAAGAUGCUGUGAUACAGCUCCCUAGAGUGACUGGAGGUCACAGCCAUGGCAAAAGGUCUGCUCGGAGGUCCGAUUUCACAGAGAUUGAGAUUCCUGGAUCUUUAACAUCCUAUAAAUCAUCUUGCGAGACUCGUGAACUGACGUCAACUGCGUCCUCGUAUCAGCUUUUCCCAGGUCCAGAUGUUCCUAAUACAUCCCCAAACCAAAGACACACCACCUCCUCCAAUACAUCUUUACAAUUACAAUCCUAUAAGAACAAUAUGACACAGGAUUCAAUAUUAUCAGUCAAAAAAGUCACAAACUCCUACAUGAACAGUUCUGUUUUUUCCCGGGACAUACAGGCGCCACUCAAAGAAAAAGUCAGAAAGGACUAUCACAGGCUACACCAAGGUCAGCCCAUGCCAAUGCGAAAUGGACCAAAGCUGUACCCAUAUAUUUCCACAAGGGUUCCCAUUCAUGAGUCCUCAAUACCCUGGAUAGUAGAGCAGCCAACUACAGCUUCAGGAGACAAUUCACUUACAGCCCUCCAAAUGGCUAAAUCACUAAGUGAGGUGGAUUUUCAGCCAGUAGACAGGAAGUACCAAUAUAAUCAAAUAUCGUCUCAGCAAAGGCAUCAUGGAUAUGAUUAUGGUUUAGCUAGUGAGAGAAACUACAGCUGGGAGAAAGAGGUGUCAGUCUUGCAUGGAGCCCCAGAAACAGUGCGGGAGCUGCUCAGCACAUUGGGUUUGCAGCGCUACACGCUGGACCUCAGCCGUAACGGCUGGGAUGAUCUUGAUUACUUCAGUGGUAUUACAGAGGAGGAGCUGUGUGCAGCAGGUGUGUCUAAUCCGUCUCAUCGACGGAGAAUCUUGGAGAACCUUCCCAAGAUCUGGGACUAAACUGAAAAGAAACUGAGACUAUCAGGAGACAAUAAGACAAGU